CAAAAAUGUUGUGAAACAGGCUUUUCGUCGUGGCUGCGCAGUGAGGGCAACAGUGACGCACAUGAAAGGACCUGGUGCCAUAUCGACUAAGGGCAGCCGGCUAGUUAGGCGGUAGGCUAAAAUGCUGUGUAGUCAACUUUCGAGAAUGUUUCGGGGCCCACAAAUGGUGAUUGGGUCAAGUCUGCGACUGAAUGAAGCCCACACAAGUGUUCUUUCCAAUCCUACGUGUGCUAGAUGGCAUGUCAACGAACCAACAUGUGAAGGCCUUCAUGGAAGGAGGGGAUGUUCCUUCGUGUCCACAGAGACUGUAUCCUGCCCAACCAAGCAUUCUUUAUUUAGCUCUCACUGUGAAACUCAACUAACACAACAGACCUCAUUUCAUAACCUCAAAUUUAAGGCUCCUACAAAGUCCAAACUAUUGUAUUCUCGUUGGAAGCACACUAAAGUGGGAGAUUUUGUACAGAACCCCGAAACUCUGAACGCACAUCAGGACUGUUUAGCCACCACAGCUUGCCUUCCACCCCGGAAAAGACAUGGGGAGCCUUCACACUCACAUUUUACCAGUCAAAGUUACUGUAGUAAUUUCAGCUACAGGCAAAACUUUGAAAGAUCUUUACAAUGGUUAAAAAACAUCCACAACAGAGCACACGCCUAUAGCCUCUCUUUUCACCAAACCAGAGCAGUUCAUGCAGCCUGGAGUGAUUGUCUAACACUGGACAAUGAAAACAGGUGUCGACAACUCCUGGGGCCCAAUUUGACAAUUUAUGAAGUGGACAAAGGAAGAAAAUGUCUCAGUCAGAACAAAGGAAAAAAUCAGGGAAGAUGGGCGUCCAUUCUGGUGUCACUCUGCAGUGUCGGAGGUGAACCAGCGUUUAUCUUCACCCUACGCUCCAGAACGCUCACGGGCAGGCACAAGGGAGACGUCAGCUUUGCGGGGGGCAAGAGCGAUCCGUCAGACAGUGAUGUGGUGGCCACUGCACUGAGGGAGGCACGGGAGGAGCUUGGUGUUAAUGUCUCUCCAGAAAGGGUGUGGGGCGUUCUCAAGCCCCUUCGGGACAUGUCUGGGAUGAUGGUUGCUCCUGUGCUGGCUAACAUAGGUCCUCUUGAGGAAUUGUCCUUCAAACCAAACCCUGGAGAGGUACAGUCAUUUUAGUUAAGGGUCAGUCUCCUGAAAAGGGUACCAAAAGCGUGACAUGGGAAGCAAAAUUGAAAGUCACUUUCACCAAUUUGCAUAUUAAAAUGAAGUAUUAUUUUAAUAUAUAUCGCUAUAUCAAGUCAAUCUAUGACUACAAAUGCUUUGAACUUUCCUUUUAAAUUUUCCAAACAUGCUCCACAAUGGUGACGUAUCUUGCACGUAACACGGAGCACCGCUUUAAACUCCAUGCGAGACUCAACACUGUUCUUUAAAACAUUAUUAGUUAACACUGAAGUAACAUACUUCACUUUCCACGGAAGCAUGAUGUUUAAAAAAAAAAAAAAAAAAAGAAGCAGUUCCCCAAAGUGAACUGAUUAGAAAAAAAUAAAUCAGUAGAAAUCCUGAGAGUAACACGUAUCCUGGACAUUAUGCCAUAUUUCUGAUUUCGGAUCAGGUGUCAGUUUUGUUAGUGUAGACCCGAACAGACCCAAAGAAAAUAUUCAACGCAGUUUCACCUGACGGCACCCUCUUUGGUACGCCUUUCAGAAGACUGACCCUUAAAUGGUUUACUAUUGACUUUGGGUGUGUAAUGUGAGGAGUCCUAUCUAGCUUAGCUGGAUAAAAUAGUGUUCGUUUUUACUAGUGACUGAAUGUAUUUAAAUUUAAUCUGUAUCAUAGCUUCCCAUCUCUAUCGAGUCUGUGUAGUCACAUGAACACACAUCAAUUCAUGUGCAUCCAAAUUCAGAUGUUCUUUUUUUUUUACACCCCCCCCCCAUCUCAGGUGGAAGAGAUUUUCACUUUGUCCUUGUCCCAUUUGUGCGACCCUCAAAACCGUGGCUACACACACUUUCGCACAGGGGACAAGUACGGCUACACGUUGCCGGUGUUUCGUAAUGGGAAGCAUCGAGUGUGGGGACUGACUGCCGUAGCCUU
Messenger RNA from Dunckerocampus dactyliophorus (ringed pipefish), 2068 nucleotides. RefSeq names its product nudix (nucleoside diphosphate linked moiety X)-type motif 8 (gene nudt8). The transcript is spliced from 4 exons. The record is from RefSeq and is a predicted model, not a curated record. Gene Ontology annotation, molecular function: coenzyme A diphosphatase activity. Lineage: Eukaryota; Metazoa; Chordata; Actinopteri; Syngnathiformes; Syngnathidae. Bases 122 to 1153 code for a protein of 343 amino acids.